Messenger RNA from Pseudopodoces humilis (Tibetan ground-tit), 3791 nucleotides. Lineage: Eukaryota; Metazoa; Chordata; Aves; Passeriformes; Paridae. The record is from RefSeq and is a predicted model, not a curated record.
UGCUCGUGAGGUGACGAAGCGAGAGGGCAAGGGAGGGAAAGGCAGAGAAGGGAAGGGAGGGGGUAGGAGAAGCCGCCUCUGCGCAGCAUCCAGAGUAGUGCUGUCAUCAGAGACAUGUGCAUGCCUCUAAGAGGCACGACAUCCCAAAAGUAGUGUCCCUGGACCUGUGUGAUGAGGACCUACAAUAUUUGCUUUUGAAGAAUUUUUUUUUCCAGGGAGUGGUUUCUUUGUGAAUUUAUCAGUCAGAAGUGUGUUCUGCAUGAAGCAGAAGUACUUGGGAAUCAGCAAGUUAGUAAGAUCCAUGAAAGGAAAUGUUUGAAGUGGAAAGCCCCAAAAUAAACGAGCAAUUGCCUGCACUGAUAAAAAGAACUUUGUAUCAAUAGCCAAAUCUCGUGUGUUCUUGUAUGGUGCUACAUUAUCUGAUCAGGGAUAGACAAAAUGAAUCCUUUCUAUUUUCUGGGUUUUGGACAUUCUCAUCUAGGCUUCUUCGGGAACAGGAGUGGACCUUUCAACAGAACAAAUGAAACUUAUUGCUACAGUACUGCUCAGGGCAGCACAGUGCUCCAAGGAGUAACUUUUGGUGGAAUCCCAACUGUCCUGCUGCUCGACGUAACCUUCUUUUUUAUUUUAAUAUUACUGUUUUCCAUUAUAAGAAAGAGAUUCUGGGACUAUGGUCGUGUUGCUCUGGUGUCAGAAGUCGAAAGUGAAUCAAGAUAUAACCGGUUGUCAACAUCAUCAUCAGUACCUGAAGAUCUUGAAUAUGAUAAGGGGUUUUGUUCUUGGAUUACAGCUGCUUUUCGGAUGCAUGAUGAUGAGAUUCACGAGAGGUGUGGUGAAGAUGCCAUACAUUACCUCGCCUUCCAGCGUCACAUCAUCUGCUUGCUGAUUGCUAUCAGCAUUUUGUCCGUGUGUGUGAUAUUGCCUGUCAAUCUAUCAGGUGAUCUGCUUGAUAAAGAUCCCUAUAGUUUUGGAAGAACAACUAUAGUAAACUUACAGACUAGCAAUAAUCUUCUUUGGCUGCACACAGUUUUUGCUGUUGUUUACCUGAUUCUGACUGUUGUCUUCAUGAGACAUCACAUGAAGUAUGUCACAUAUAAAGAAGAAAACAUAGUUAAGUGCACAUUGUUCAUAACUGGUCUUCCAAAAAAUGCAAGUGAAGAGACAGUACAAAACCAUUUCACGGAUGCCUACCCAACCUGCACUGUGCUGGAGGUCCAGCUGUGUUACGAUGUAGCCAAGCUUAUUAACCUGUUCAAGAAAAGAAAACAGGCAGAAAAAAGCCUGAUUUACUAUGAACACCUGCAUCAGAAGUAUGGCAAGAGGGUCAAAAUCAACCCUAAGCCAUGUGGUCAAUUCUGCUGCUGCGAAAUGGGAGGAUGUGAAAGGGAGGAUGCUGUAGAUUAUUAUACCAAAGUUAGAAAUGAACUUGAGGAAGAAUAUUUGAAAGAGGAACAAGCUGUUCAUAAUAACCCACUGGGAAUGGCUUUUGUAACAUUUCAAGAGAAAUCCAUGGCAACCUACAUCCUUAAGGACUUCAAUGCUUGCAAAUGUCAGAGCAUUAAGUGUAAAGGAGAACCCCAGCCAUCACCCUACAGCAGGGAGCUGUGUGUAUCCAACUGGGAGGUUACAUAUGCUCCUUAUCCUGAGAAUAUCUGUUGGAAGAAUCUUUCAGUGCAUGGAUUGAAAUGGUGGUUUAGAUGGGCUUGCAUUAAUCUGCUGCUUUUUAUUGUGCUCUUUUUUCUUACUACUCCUUCCAUAAUCAUCUCAACCAUGGACAAGUUCAAUGUCACUAAACCUAUUCACUACCUUAAUAAUCCUGUCAUCAGUCAGUUUUUCCCAACACUCUUGCUCUGGUCCUUCUCAGCUUUGCUACCAACAAUUGUCUAUUACUCAACUUUGCUGGAGUCACACUGGACAAAAUCUGCAGAGAACAGAAUAAUGAUGCAUAAAGUCUACAUAUUUUUGAUCUUCAUGGUAUUGAUUCUGCCUUCCCUUGGUCUGACCAGCCUUGAUUUUUUUUUCCGCUGGCUGUUCGACAGAGAAUCAUCUGAUUCUGCAGUCAGGCUGGAAUGUGUCUUCCUGCCUGACCAGGGAGCCUUCUUUGUGAACUAUGUGAUUGCCUCUGCUUUCGUGGGCAAUGGGAUGGAGCUGCUGCGCCUGCCAGGCCUCAUCCUUUACACUAUACGCAUGAUCAUGGCCAAGUCCACAGCAGAGAGGAAAAACAUCAAACAGCAACAGGCAUUUGAAUAUGAAUUUGGAGCAAUGUAUGCCUGGAUGCUGUGUGUGUUCACUGUCAUCAUGGCCUAUAGCAUCACGUGCCCCAUAAUUGUCCCUUUUGGUUUGAUCUACAUCCUCCUGAAGCACAUGGUGGACCGUCACAACCUCUACUAUGCCUAUCUUCCUGCCAAGCUGGAGAAGAAGAUGCACUUUGCAGCUGUCAACCAGGCUCUGGCAGCUCCCAUCCUCUGCCUUUUCUGGCUCUAUUUUUACUCAUUUGUGCGGCUGGGUUUUAAAGCACCUACAACCAUGUUUACCUUGCUGGUUGUCAACAUCACUAUUGUUAUUUGCUUGGCUUACACUUGUUUUGGCUGUUUCAAGUACCUGAGUCCACUGAAUUAUAGGAUUGAAGACACACAAGGUGAAAGAGGAAAAGACACAGAUGUACCAACAGUCCCAACAUCUUCUAUGUACGUCCCCCAGGUUUUACGUCCUCAUCCUACUGAAAGGACGGUGCUGGCCCCCACGGAGCAGCAGUCAUAUGGCACCAUGGACAACACUUGUUCCCAGGCAGAAGGAAUCAGAAGCUACGCCGCUGGACCUGCAGUUGUGGAGCAGGCAGGGGGAGCUUCGCCCUGAGUGCCGAGGACGAACACAAGGUGGAGCACUUGGCCCAGGUUUAGCAGAACUAAUUCCCUGCCACCUCCUACUAAGUAUUCGGUGUUACCUAUGUAUUCCUGCCUGCAGAAGAGGUACAGAAAUAAUUCAUUGUGUGGUCUGCAGCUGUGCUGGGAGAUUAAAAAGCAGAUGCCUUGGGACUGAUUGUUUUCCAGGCUGUCUACACACAUUGUGAAACAAACAAUUUGAACGUGGAGAUGUUGAUCCUCAGGGACUUCACUUUUGCUAUCUCAUCACUUGCCUUAUGAAGAUAACUUAUGCUGCAUACAGAUAACUAGUCACCAAAGCCAAUGCAACUAUUAGAGCUGUCAUUUAUUUAUUCAAAAUAAUUCUUCCCUUUUUAAAAAUCCCCAACAUUUAUUAUUUAUAAACCUCUUGGGAUGUGUUAAAUCCUGAGACAAUGCCACUUUUGAUGAAAAUACUGUUUGUGUGGGUGCUGAGAAUGGUGUGUGGGAGUCUCUCCUCUUUUCACCCAAAGUAGUCAGCAUAGUUUUGAUCAUGUUACCUUUUUUUUUUUCCUUGAAAGAGAUGAGGGAAUUACUGUGCACUUGGGUACUAAAAGUACCAAAGCAAAAAGACUGGUGUAAAGAAGGGAGUGAUUUAUCUGAUACUGUUUUUAUAUGUUUUUGGAGGGCAUUUAGGUUGUUAGUUUCUGUUCACUAUUUUUAAGGGCCUUCCACAAUGAAAGUUCACCUGCCAACAAUAAAGGAUGUAAACAUUUUAUAUCUUUUAGUCUUGGGUUAAAAUGACAGGUAUCUGGGUUUUCUCUAUAGUGCCAAUUAUAUGAGUUGCAAGAUACUAAGUUUUUAAAUUAUGUAGUAGGUGCUAAUCUAUUCCGAAGUGCAAUGUGUCAAAGUGUAACUAAUAAUCAUGGAGCAAUAAAAUACUGAGUUUAG